AUGGAAAUGUUUCGUUUGGUAAGGCAAUGGCUACUGCCACUUAAAUCGAUGACAAGCAAGUCAAAUUGUGCUGCAGUUGAUCUAGAUAAAUGCUAUGCACAAAUGAAUCAACUGGUUGAUAAGGCGGCUAAGCUCAUGAAGGAAGCCAGUACGAAGAUGCGAUUGUAUGACACCAAAGGGAAUAAUACCGCAGAUCUGGUCACGGCUACAGAUCGCGAAAUUGAGCAGCUGCUCAUCAAGGGCUUAAUGGAGCAUUUCCCCGAUCAUGUCUACAUAGGCGAGGAGGGAACUGGCGGUGCAGCAACGGGUCGUAAAUUGACCGAUGCGCCCACCUGGAUCAUCGAUCCUAUUGAUGGUACUACGAACUUUGUGCAUGGCUUGCACUACACUUGUAUAUCGGUGGGAUUCUGGCUGAAUAAGCAACCAGAGUUGGCCAUUUGCUGUAAUCCUAUGAUUGGACAGAAAUUCACCGCACGUCGCAAUUGUGGUGCUUAUAUGAAUGGCGUUCAAAUUGAGGCAAGUGGACAAACCGAACUGGAGAAGUCCAUCAUAUUGAAUGAAUUGAAUUCGGCGAAUUUUGAGCCUGAGCUAAUGGCCAUACAAAUGGGAAAUUCACAGAAAAUGCUGGAGAAGGCGCAUGCACUGCGAACCACGGGCUCAGCUGCCAUGGAUUUGUGCCUUGUGGCCAUGGGUGCUGCUGAUGGUUACUACGAGUUCUAUCCGCAUUGCUGGGACACAGCUGCCGGGGUGUUGCUUGUGCGUGAAGCCGGAGGUGUUGUCAUCGAUCCGGCUGGCGGGGAAUUCGAUGUGAUGGGCAGACGUGUGCUGGCCGCUGCCACCCCGCAGCUGGGUGAGCAAAUGGUGAAGCUGCUGGGCGACAUGCAGAUCUAUCAUGCCAGAGAUGAUGAGCCUGCUUCAACAAACUAAAUCAUAGUAGUCAAUUUUUCAAAUGUUACAUUCAUUGGGAAAUAAAUUUUAGUCAGCGUUUCGGCUGAUCUUCAAUAGUAA
Messenger RNA from Drosophila albomicans, 1008 nucleotides. RefSeq names its product inositol monophosphatase 1-like. Gene Ontology annotation, biological process: inositol metabolic process; phosphatidylinositol phosphate biosynthetic process; signal transduction. Lineage: Eukaryota; Metazoa; Arthropoda; Insecta; Diptera; Drosophilidae. The record is from RefSeq and is a predicted model, not a curated record. The transcript has 3 exons. Gene Ontology annotation, molecular function: inositol monophosphate 1-phosphatase activity. The coding region runs from base 1 to 927 and encodes 308 amino acids.